Bactrocera tryoni is the source of this 906-nucleotide messenger RNA. RefSeq names its product RNA-binding protein pno1. The record is from RefSeq and is a predicted model, not a curated record. Bases 117 to 824 code for a protein of 235 amino acids. NCBI's taxonomy places the organism in Eukaryota, Metazoa, Arthropoda, Insecta, Diptera, Tephritidae. Gene Ontology annotation, molecular function: RNA binding. Gene Ontology annotation, cellular component: nucleolus. The transcript is spliced from 3 exons.
UUUUACGAAUAUUUUCAGCCACAUGUUUUUGUAACAUUUUAUUUGUAGAAGUUUUUAAAGCAAUCAAGAAGAUUAAUAUAUUCUGGCAAAAGAUACAUUUAAAAAGAAAACUAAUAAUGGAAGUGGAAAAUAUAAACAGUGAUGAUUUUUUACCGCCUACCGAGACUAAAAAGGCUCCAAAGCGAUCUGCGGAUUAUAACACAGCGAUGCAAGUUGACGAGGAGUCUCCAUUGCAGGAAACAAAGCAAAGACUCCAAGCACCGCGUGCAAAACGACAAAAAAGUGAUACUAGGAAAAUUUCGGUUCCACCGCACAGAUACUCAUCUCUUAAAGAACAUUGGAUGAAAAUCUUUACUCCGGUAGUCGAGCAUAUGAAGUUACAAAUAAGAUUUAAUAUGAAAGCGAAACAAGUAGAGCUAAGAAUUAGCGAUGAAACACCUGAUAUAUCUAAUCUUCAAAAAGGUGCUGAUUUUGUUAAAGCAUUCCUUUGUGGAUUCGAAGUGGAUGACGCUUUGGCGCUGCUUCGUUUAGAAGAUUUAUUUGUUGAAACAUUUGAAGUAAAGGAUGUAAAAACUCUACGUGGUGAUCACUUGAGUCGCGCAAUAGGACGUUUGGCAGGCAAAGGAGGACGCACAAAAUUCACUAUAGAAAAUGUUACAAAAACUCGCAUUGUUUUGGCGGACAGCAAAAUUCACAUCUUAGGGAGCUAUCAAAAUAUUCAACUAGCACGGAGGGCCAUUUGUAAUCUUAUUCUGGGUUCACCCCCAAGUAAAGUAUACGGGAAUCUCCGGUCAGUGGCUAGUCGGUUGUCAGAACGUAUGUGAAAUAAUAGAUAAUUAUAAUAAUUAUUAUGUUGGUGAUAAUUAUAUGAACUAUAAUUUACUGAGAUAUUGAAUUAAUAACAAA